Molecule: messenger RNA, 2571 nt
Organism: Lodderomyces theae
Lineage: Eukaryota; Fungi; Ascomycota; Pichiomycetes; Serinales; Debaryomycetaceae
Gene: SET3
Product: histone-binding protein
Exons: 1
Coding region: 1-2571 (856 amino acids)
Molecular function (GO): protein binding
Source: RefSeq, a predicted model, not a curated record
AUGGGUAAUCAAGACGAAAAACAACUACUAGAAGAUGCAUCGACGUUGUUGAUGUUUGCUAGUGCGGCUGCUCACCAACAAUCUCCAACAGAGUCUGAAGCCUCGCCACCGCUACAUCCAGCGCCUUUACCUUUACCACAACACGAGGGUUCCUCGCAUAUUGUUACCAUUCCAACAUCAAACCAACAACCGUCGACUCAGCAGCUUACUCAAGUACCGAAAAAGAGCUCGAUUCGAAGUUUGAUGAAUGAUGAGCCAGAGCCAGAGUUGGAGCCAGAGUUGGAACUGAAGGUGGAGCUGCAGCUGCAGCUGAAACUUCAAGGAGAGUUUGAGCCUAUUGUGAAUGUGGAUCCUGAAUCCCUUCCAAACCGGAAAACAGUUUCACCUCCUUCAAAUUUGCCAAAACAAGGCACCUUUAAAAAAGUACAUGAAAGAAGCCGAUCUACUCCCGAUGCGCAAAAUUUCUUGAGUCCUGCUUAUGAACGGGGGAUAGAUUUGAGAAAGGGCGAACGGGAUGGCAAUAAUGCAGUCAUUGCCGCAGCAGCAUUGACAGCGGCAGCAGAUAUUCCAUUUCCUUUAAAGCAAGAGAGAUCGGCAAGUAUUCCUCCCUUAGAAUCGUAUCAGGUAGACCCAGAUUCUGGAAUGAUUGGAUGCAUAUGCGGUAUUGAUGAUGACGAUGGAUUUACAAUACAGUGUGAUAUAUGUUUCAGAUGGCAACAUUGUGUGUGUAUGGGAUACGAGAAUGGGCAAGAGGUUCCAGAAGACGAAUACAAAUGUUAUUUUUGUGACCAGCUUAAGUGGGGCAAAUUUGAUCCUGCAGUAGCUAGGGAAAAGACGUUGGCCAGAUUGAAACCAGAACAGUUGGAGCAAGAUGCAAGGGAGAAAUCGAAGCUAGAGGAGAAACCUAUUAAGGAAUCGAAAGUGGAUAAUACCAAGAGGAAACUGCUGAGCGCAGGCAAAGGUGAAAAGAAGAGAAAGACUGAAGAGAAGGUGCCUGCAAAGGAAGAGGUGGAACUGGAGAAGCCGAAGGAGGCGAAUGAAGAUUUGCCCAAUAAGGACAAUGAGUUAUUGGAGGAAGGUGUAGUUGCUGAACCAUAUCAGUCGGUAUACUACCAACUACGAGACAACGAUUACAAGAGGAAUGGAGUAAAAACUUUUCUUACAAAUUGUGGAACUGAGUUUUAUGAGGAGUAUACCGGCUUGGCAAAGGAAGACCAAGAGAAGGUUGGCAUAAAUGUGAUGUCAGAGAGUGAAUUCAAGGCACUCAAAUUGAGUCGAAUUAUACGACCCAAGUUGGCCAAAUAUUUUCAAGAUAACAAUAGGUUGGAAAAGAAGAAGAAUGUGAACAAGACCAGAGUUGAAGUCAAGCCGUAUACGGACAAUCUGAAACAAAAGUUCAAUGGGAUUUCCAAACUAUCGUUGUUUAUAAGUACCAGUGAUGAAUCUCUUGUGAUACCGGAAGGAACGCCAAUAAUCGAAUAUUUAGGAGAAAUCGAUUUCUUCCAUGAUUAUUGCAUGGACAAGUAUAAUCAAUAUCUGCUUUGGGGGACUACUAGACCAAAAGUAUUAAAGACACUGGUGCUAACAAAGGAACUCCAACCAGUUGAUCUUGUCAUUGAUUCAAGGUUUGUUGGUGAUGAAAGUCGUUUCAUUAGAAAAUCGUGCUGGUCAUCAUCCAAUUGUGAGAUACGUCCAGUUUACCUCCCCGACAGCAGCAGGUACAAGUUUCUUGUGGUAACUUCAAAGCCAAUUGUAUUGAAAGGGGAGAAUGCAGAUGAAGAGUUGCGGUUACCUUGGGAAUGGGAUCCAAACCAUCCGAUCUUGAAGUUGUAUGAAAAUAAUAGCACGGAAAAGUUUGAAAAUUUGCCCAGUGAUGCAAAAUCUGCAUUGAUUGCUUAUGUUGACACCAUUUUGCAAUUUGUUGAAUGUGGGUGCUCAACAAAUUCGAAUUACAAUAAUUGUGCCAUUUUCAAGAUCAAGAAAGCCACGAGCUAUUUGAUGAGAUCAACAAGAAAGACUGCGGUUUUGAAUAAUACUGGUGCAAAGACCAAAGAGGAGUUGGUGUUGCCUCGUCCAAAUCGACAAUAUAUUAGCUGGGAUGAACGGAUGAUUGAACGUGAUAGACAAUUGCAGGAAAAACUAUUGUUUAAACUUGAUCAUGCGAGAAAGGCGAAAUCAAAUGAGGUUCCAAGAGUUAAACCUGAUGUGUUGUUGAAAGUGCCAUACAAGCAAAGGUUGUUAAUGCGUGCUCGUCAAACUGCUGAGCCCAAUCCUUCAUGGAGCGAAGCAAACACAGCUGAUGAGUGUGAUAACGAGGAUGGGGAUGUAGAGGAUCUUGCCGUUCCUAUUAUUCCUGAACUCGUAACCAGUAUUGAGUUACAAGUUUGUCAAGAGUUGAACUUGAAGGAAGAGGUCUCUAUUGACAAUGCAAAGAAGGAGGUGGAACCAUUGAGUAGGAAACAGCUGCAGGUUCAGAUAAAUAGACCCCAUGAGCGUAGUAGAUCUACGACGGAGGAGACGAAACCGGCAAAGAAGUUGUCGCUAGCGGAGUACAUAAAGGCAAAGACAUAG